GACUUCUUCUGCACUAUAGACACUGGCGCUGCAGCAUCCGGUGCCGUGUGCUGUUGUAAAAGAUGAAUUAGCCCCAAAGCUGUCCGUGUCUAGGGGGUUGCACAGACCCCCAUGACAAGUUGUCUGAACUGACCGGCAACUAUCUAAGCUGUUACUGGCAUAGUGGCGUAGCACAUAGGCGUGCUCCAUAUCCAACUCCUAUAAUUAGGCCUCAGGGUUGGCGGUCGGGAAGGUGAAAGGAGCCAUGACCAAUCCCGCUAGCCAGCCCCCUCCGUUUCUGAUUAAGACGUAUGACCUCGUUGAUGACCCGGCGACAGACAACAUAGUUUCGUGGGGAGCCGAUGGCUGCAGCUUCAUCGUUUGGAAGCCUCCUGAGUUUGCGCGCGAUCUUUUGCCCAAGCACUUCAAGCAUAACAACUUCUCCAGUUUUGUCCGCCAGCUCAACACCUACGGCUUUCGGAAAGUUGACCCAGAUCGCUGGGAGUUUGCCAACGAGCACUUUGUAAGGGGCAAGAAGGAGCAGCUGCGCGGUAUUCACCGCCGCAAACCCUCCGGCAACCAGCAUCACAACCACCACACCAACCACCAUGGCGCUGCCGCCGCCGCCGCUGCCGCAGGGCCAGCCCACAGCGCCGGCGCUCCACCCGCCAUCCCCAGCAACGCGCUUGUCGCGGCAGGCGGCGCCGGCGCGCCAGCCAUUGAGAUCGGCGCGUACGGCGGCUUCCGGGAGGAAAUCGACAACCUUAAACGCGACAAGAACGUGCUAAUGGUUGAGCUUGUGCGGCUACGGCAGCAGCAGCAGAACACGGAUGUGAAGAUGCGGGAGCUGCAGGCGAGGUUGGAGUCAACGGAGGCGAAGCAGCAGACCAUGAUCAACAUGUUUGCAGCGGCGUUUAAGAACCCCGCCAUGUUUCAGCGCAUGCUGUCCUCGGUGGCGACGGGCGGGGUCCAGCGCCUGGCGAAUGCACCCGCUUACCCGUCAUCCGUGGGCACAGCGGGCCGCAAGAAGCGCCGCGCCCGCGGGGCGGACUCCUCCCUGGACGUGGACAUUGGCUGCGGCGGCGUCGGCAUAACGGAGGCCAUUGACGCUGACAUGGCGGAGAACAUCUCGUCGGGCGGCGCGGCAGUUGGCGGUUGCGGCGGCGGCGGCUCGCCAGUGAUUGGCGGCGGCGGCGUCAACGGUGACGACACGUCAUCCAAUGGCUCUGCCAGCGGCAUUGCGGCGCAGCAGCAGCAGCACCAGCAGCUGGUGCAGUACCACCCGGGAGGUGUGGGCAGCAUGGGCAUGGCAGGCGUGGGCGGCAGCAGCAGCGGUGCUGCCGGCGGCGGCGGGCAUGACGCGCUGAGCGAGCUGAUGUUGCGGUCGUUCCACACGUUGUUGUCGUCGGCUGAGGACAUGACGGGUGACAUGACGGGGGCGUUCAACAGUUUGGCGAUUGGGAACCAGGGCCUGGGUGUUUCCAACCACAGCAUCCCCACAGUCACCAUACAGGAGCAGCCCAAUGCGCCCACGCCGCCCGUCAACAGCGCCCACGCAGGCGCCCUCGCCGCCGCCAAUGGCAUCCCCAUCAUCACAACCGCCAUCCAGCCCUACCAAGCCCCGCCCGAUUUGGGUCUUGGCCUAGCGCCGUCAGCGGCACAAGCUGCUGCGGCGGCGGCAGGUACGCCAUGUGGUGGCACCGCCGGCAGCCCCGCGACUGGGCUUCUGGACGGCGGCUUGGUUGACGGAGCUGCGCUGGUGGAGGGAGGGCACCACCCCGGUGUGCUGGUGGACGGUGCGGAGGCGCUGCUGAUUCCCAAGGCGGAGCCGCUGGUGCCGCCGCACGCCCACAUGCAGCCUGGGGUGCUGCCUGCCGGCAUGCCGGUCAUGCCGCUCUGCACCAACGGCGGCGAGGUGUGCUCCACAGCCCUCCCCUGCGCCGCGGUUCCCACCGGAGCAACCUUCGUGCCCACACCCACAGUCGUCACGGCCAUGUCUGCUCCCUCCGCCGGCGGCGCUCCCCCUGCAUGCGUCUCCACCGCCGCCGCCGCCAGCCCGCACCUGCACACCAUGAUUCCCAUCCGUACAGCCACCAUGGCGCCUCCCACGCAGUCCAUGACCGCCGGCAUGCCCGCCCCCUCGGGCCUACCCGCCAUCGGUUCCAUGACCGCCCUCUCCUCCCUGGCAGCCCUAUCCAACGGCGGCGUCAUGCCGCAUGCGUCAGCAGGCGCCACGGACCUCCUCACGCCGCCGUCGCCGCUGCCGCUGCCCGUGAACGACAACCCCACGGUGUCUAGCCCCGAUGGCGAUGAGGACGAAGCCAUGGAUUUGAUGACCAGCCUGCGCUCCAUGGCGUCUGGGGAGCUGGGGCUGCCGCUGCCGAGUGAUGCGGACUUUUCUGAGGACGUGUGGGCUCAGAUCCUGUCAGCCGCCAGCGCGCAGCCGGCAGACGGGUCGGGGCUGGGUUUGGACCUGCGGGAGAUAUCCUCUGUGCUGGAGGAUUAGGUUGCAUGGGAUUGGAAGUAAGUCAGGAAGAUACCCUGCGCACGCUGGGUUGGGUGGUGAGCGGCGGAGCAGGAAGGGUGCAUGCGGCGAGGAGGUGGGAGGGGGAGGGAGGGUUGCAGGUUAAGAGCUGGUGGUCACUGGUCAGGCGAGGUGGAUUUGCGCAGGGCUUGCGGCGGGUGUGUGGUUGCGUACGAGCAGUCGGGAAGGGGUUGUGUACUUGAUCAUGGCGUGGGCGCUUGUGGCGGAAGAGCAUGUCUAGGUGAGUCGUAACGCCUACAAGGGUGGUGGUGGUGUUUGAUGUGCGCCGCACACUUUGAGGGGGAGGCAGUCGGGGAGGCAGUCGGAGCACGCAUGGAGGCUCUGAAAUGGUCCGCUUCAUGGGACGGGGAGGCAAGAGUGAGGGGCCUGCCCCGUCGGUCACGUCGGCGAUAGUCCCGACAUCUGACACGCUGGCGUUGACAGGGUGCGAUUGGAGGGGUUUGUUGGAGCAAUCUUGUUACGUUGGAAGGCCAGCGGUAGCAGCGCAGUCACAUUUUGCUGCCCGAGCCAACCCGUUGGAAUUGUUUUUGCAAGGAGCGGUCAAGACGUCGGAAGGGGAGGAGAGCGGGUGUCCUUUUGAGAGUGCUACGGCUUCGGUUUGUCCCGCUGGAGAGCGUGUUGUAUGCGUUGGUAACCUACAAGAAUAAGUCCUGCCAUGGACGACACGGCACGCAAUACCCACUGGGCUAGCCGUGUGGGGUGCAAUUUCCCGGGAUGGAGCGACUGGGAAUGACGGCACCGCGUCGACGAACGUAUCUGGACCCUUGACGGACCUUGCGUGUUCCGCGAGAGAGGGUAACCUUGAGGGAGCCCCUGUUGCAAUGGCUCCUUCAGGUAUUGACCGGAGGGUUUAUGAUCCCCUAGUUGUUUUUCUGGGGGGAUGUACCGGUGGGAGGAUGCGCGGAAUUGGGGGGAGCUCCUGCCGUUCACAAGCUAGUAAUGGUCACGAACAAUUGUAGAGCGCAGUGCAUGUAUGGGAGUGCGUUUUUCAUGUCGGCGUGUGGGUUCGCAGCUGCACGGCGUGGUGCGUGUCGGGACAUUGGCGAUGUGCACUGCGUGCGUGGGAGGGCCCUUCCAACACAUGGACGAGAAUGAUUGUUUUGUACCGGCGGUACCUUUAAUGGCGCACAUACCCUGUUCCUGUUGGCGGUGGAAAGGGGCGCGUGCGAUGCCAAAGUGCGCUGUACAACACCUUUGAGGCUUUGGCACGACAUUCCCGGCACGGGUGUGACACGGGUGGAGUAGCUGCCGGUAGUCUUGACACAAGGGGCGUAAGCGUUGGUUGUUCGAAAGGGAAGGAAGGCGGGCUAUAGUGUCUGGGGGUGAGGACCUUUUUGCCGAUUGAGUUUCGGGCCGUGGCGGAGCCUCGUCGGCCUUACCUUGUCGCGCUGCGGCCAAGCGCGGUACGUAGAUGUGGUGGGUUGUGUUGCGGGCAUGGGCUUUGAGAGGCCUGCAGCGUUUUCUCCAUGGGACUUUGGCCCAUUGCUUUCACAUGUACAGAGCUAACUGGCGCAUCAUUUACUUAAUUGUCGUCUUUUGCUAAUAGUGCUAGCCUGACGCUUCUGGAUUCGCUGCUAACUCUGGAAUCCACAUUCGGGCUGGCGUGAGAAGUUGGCUUGGAGGCUGUGAUUUGUGGCCGGGGUGCGUUGUGCGGGAACUGCAUUCCUGCAGUAUCUUCAUAUUCGUGAAGUUGGGGGUGAGAGGGUAGAGAAGUUAUCGUCAAGAAGGCCGUUGGGUGCCCGGAGUUGCUCACGGUUCUGCCGUGCCUAAAAUUCGUGUAGCAGCACAUUUAGUAGUUUGUUUCGUUCUCGCAUCUGGCAAGUUAAUGGGCGUCAUGUGAUACCUGAAGAAGUGUCCUGUAGCUCGACAAGGGUGUAUACUAGGCAGAUAAAUAGUGCAAUGCUCCCAUUAGUGCCAACGAUACGGCGCUUGGGUAGCAGUCUAGUAGGGGCUUGAGCAGGGUGUAUACACCUGUGGGCUCUUUACAGAAGCGAUGGCUAAUGGAUGCAUUAGCGGUGACGGCCUAGAUUGCAGCAUCGCAGCUGCCCAAUAUAUUAUCAGCAAGACACAAGGAUGUAAACGGACC
Astrephomene gubernaculifera is the source of this 4610-nucleotide messenger RNA. Lineage: Eukaryota; Viridiplantae; Chlorophyta; Chlorophyceae; Chlamydomonadales; Astrephomenaceae. The record is from the annotation of a GenBank genome assembly.